Molecule: messenger RNA, 579 nt
Organism: Vicia villosa (hairy vetch)
Lineage: Eukaryota; Viridiplantae; Streptophyta; Magnoliopsida; Fabales; Fabaceae
Product: endoplasmin homolog
Exons: 4
Coding region: 108-419 (103 amino acids)
Biological process (GO): protein folding
Molecular function (GO): ATP-dependent protein folding chaperone; ATP hydrolysis activity; ATP binding
Source: RefSeq, a predicted model, not a curated record
UUUUGGUGUUUGAAUUUGUUGAAUGAAGAGAAGCGGAGUCGAUCUCGAAGAGAUCGCUACGAAACAACGCGGAGAAGUUUGAGUUUCAAGCCGAAGUUUCGCGACUUAUGGAUAUUCUCAUCAAUUCGCUUUACAGUAACAAAGAUAUCUUCCUUAGGGAGCUUAUUUCAAAUGCUUCUGAUGCAUUGGACAAGAUUAGGUUCCUUUCUCUAACUGUUAAAGAGAUUUUGGGUGAAGGUGACAACGCCAAGCUUGAAAUCCAGAUUAAGUUAGAUAAGGAAAAGAAAAUUCUAUCUAUUAGAGACAGAGGUAUUGGUAUGACAAAGGAGGAUUUGAUAAAGAAUUUGGGGACCAUAGCUAAAUCUGGAACUUCUGAAAACAAUUGCUUCGCCAGGACGUGGUAUUUUGGCCAUGGAUAAAUCCAAUGCUACAUGUGGAAAGCGGUUGGAUUCAAUUGAAUUAGAGAACACCGAAGCUAACCGUCAAGCAAGGCGUAAAAUUAUAUAUGAAGAAAGUGUUAUGACUUAGUUAAAAUAUAAUUUUUAUGUGUAUGAUUUUAUAAUACUUGAAAUAUUAUGA